AAAAGUGAUUAGGUUUUUACUGUUUUUUUUUGUCUAUUUGUAGACAUCACAGUCACAUCAUUUAUUUCAUUUCUUUGCUAACAAACUUCAUUGUGAAGACCAGAGCUGAGAAAGUCAAAAGAAAAAAAAAAGAAUGGGGUGGAAGAGAAAGAGGGCCAGGGAGAUCUGAAUAAACAUGAAAGCUUAUUUCUCUUUCUCAUUUCCACUUUAACUAGGUUUUCCCAGAGCAGUGAAUGGAGGAGUGUGUCCGCUGCAUUUGUGUGUGUGCGUUGGGUGGCCACAAAGAUCUGGGAUCUCUUUCUCCCUCCGAAAGGCGGAGGGAGAAAGAGAGAAAGCACAUGCAGGGACAAAACUCUGAAGGGUAGAUAGCUGUCAGGCUGCGAGGAGGCAGCACAGAGACGACUUCGUCUUUUCUGGGAACACGUUGUGUCCUCUGCAGCUCUGAAACCCUCACACAAACACACACAGAUGGUGAGGUAGAGUGUGUGUGAGAGCUGCUCCUCCGGACUGUUUGAAGUGUUUUGGAUUUGGCAUCUUUGUGAGUUGGAAUUACACUCUGAAAGGACCUGAACAGUGAAACAUUUGAGACCUAACCUGAAUUCAAGACCGGGACUUUGACUGGUUUGGCUGAAGUUGUCAGGUUUAAGCUGCGUCUGUGGAGAAGAUGUAUUGGUUGGCGGCAUCGGUCCUUCUAAUCCAGCUGGGAUCCACUCUGACGGGAGCGUGGAGAGCAUCUCAGCCGAGACUGCAGUUCACUCACUCCGAGCUCAUCCAGAACGGUCGGCUGCUGACGCUGCCCCUGGUGGCCGGAGACCUGCACUCCCUGCUGCUUGAUGAAGGCGGGAAGCGUUUGUAUGUGGCCAUGAAAGAUAGCCUUCUGUCCACCAGCUUAGAUGAUAUAACGCAGAACCCACGAAAGCUGUACUGGCCCGCCAGCCCGGACCGGGUCCAAGAAUGUCUUAUGGCUGGAAAAGAUCCAGAGUUGGAGUGUGCUAACUUCCUGCGAGUUCUGCAGCAUUUCAAUCAGACUCAUUUGUAUGUAUGCGGCACCGGAGCAUUCAACCCCCGCUGCUCCUUUAUUCCUACCAGCAUCUUCCUUCAGUCGGAGCACCAGACUCUCCUCUACAGCCAGACAGAGUGUGGCAAAGGCAAAUGCCCUUAUGACCCGUUCCAGAAAACAGCAUCUGCUGUUGUUGAUGGAGAGCUGUAUGCUGGCAUCACCUCAGACUUCAUGAGUCGGGACUCUGCUUUCUUCCGCAGUCUUGGCAGCAGACACGUCAUCCGCACUGAACAGUAUGACUCCACCUGGCUGCAGGAUGCCCAAUUUGUGCGGGUAGCGCCACUGUCUGAAACUGAUAACCCAGAGGAUGAUAAAGUAUACGUGUUCUUCACUGAGCGCGCUCAGGAGGCGGAGGGGGCUGCUGGAAAGGUGCUCUACUCAAGAGUGGCACGAGUGUGCAAGAAUGACAUUGGAGGCCAGAGGAGUUUAGUCAAUAAGUGGAGCACCUUCCAGAAGGCUCGCAUGGUAUGUUCAGUUCCAGGACCAGAUGGCCUACAGACACAUUUCGACCAGCUGCAGGACAUCUUUAUUCUCAACGGAAAAGACAAGAAGAAUCCUCUCAUCUAUGGCCUGUUUACCACUUCAAGUGAUAUCCUGAAUGGCUCAGCUGUUUGCGUUUAUCGAAUGGAGGAUGUGGUCCGAGCUUUUAAAGGAAACUUCCUGCAUAAAGAGGGGCCUCAGUAUAAGUGGGCAGAGUUCACAGGAAAAGUGCCCUAUCCACGCCCAGGAACCUGUCCCAGCAGCACAUAUGGAAGUUACAGCUCAACCAGAGAGUAUCCUGACGACGUUAUUUUCUUCAGCAGGACUCACCCGCUGCUGCAGGAACAUGUGCUUCCACUGGGAGAGCGCCCCCUCUUGGUCAGAGUUGGCAUCAGCUACAAGUUCAGCAAACUGUUGGUGGACAGAGUGGAGGCGGUGGAUAGCACGUAUGACGUCUUGUUCAUCGGAACAGACUCUGGUCUUGUGCUGAAGGCCAUCCAUCUGCCCAGAGAACACGGACAGGGUCAGGAGGUCACUCUGGAGCAGAUGCAGGUUUUUCAGCACCGAGCGCCAGUGACAGCAAUGGAACUUUCAAAGAAGAAGCAGUGGUUGUUUGUGGGCUCCAAGGAGGGCGUGUCCCAACUGGCUCUGUACCAGUGUGAGCUGUACGGCCAGGCCUGUGCUGAGUGCUGCCUGGCCAGAGAUCCCUACUGCACCUGGGACGGACAUGCCUGCAGCCCCUACAUGCCCUCCGUGCGCCGGAGAAACGCUCGUCACUUAGGAGAAGACGAAGAUCCACUGACUCAGUGUGUCCGACAGGGAGCUGGGCUGCAGGUAGAGGCAGAGCAGAGAGUGAUGCUGGUUGCCGAGGGUAACAGCACCUACCUGGAGUGUCUUCCUCGAUCCAGACAUGCUGCAGUUACUUGGUACAAACAAGCAGGAGAGAACAGUCCCGAACUCAAUCAGGUGGUAACAGGUGAACAGCUGGUGGUGAUUGAGCGGGGCGUCCUUAUUAGGCGGGCUGAGCUGUCUCACGGCGGCGUUUACCACUGUCAGGUGGAGGAGCACGGCUAUCACUGGACGGCGGUCACGGUCCGCCUUGCUGUUUGGAGCUCCUCCGCUAACAGAGUCCAUGGUUCGCUCUCUGGCUCCUCCUAUCAGGGUGCUGGAACCCUGCCCUGGUACGAGGAUGUGAUGGCCCUGAUACACCCAGGAAACUUAGGCCAGCACUGCAGGGCUCUGGGGUACCGCCCCCCACGCAACCACCGUCGCCAUGGCAACAUCAUGAUGAAGAGGGAGAAGGGAGAGAAGGAAAAGCAUGGGGCAGGAAGAGGAGGAGGAGGACGUGCAGCAGGGAGGAAGAGCAGGAGCAAACCACAGCAAAGGGCACCUAGGAGCGCUUAAAAGGAGAUAGUCACAGACUGAAACACGUACACAGUUUGUGUAAUACACACACACACACACACACACGCACACCCCGAACUCAGACACUGAGGCACACACACAUGCUGUUUGUACAGACUAAUUCAUGCGCAUGCACUUGUAUACAAACAAAAAAGGCAACUUCUGGUGAGAACAUUCAGGAUGAGGCCACUUCAGUUUCUGAACUCUGAACAGGAGGAUUUGGACCGCAGGAGACCGCUGCACUCAGACAAAUGACUCUGUGAAUAAUAUAGAGUAGCUGUGGGGCAAAGCAUGCUGAAUGAAGGAUGAAUGGCAUGGCCAGACAGCUUUGACAGCUAAAGGGUGUUUUAGAAAAAAAUUCUGUUUUGUUCUCCUGAAUAAUAUUCAGCAUUUGAAAAAUGUUCCUGACAAUUUUUAAAUAAUUGCUGCCUUCAGGAAUCCCACAUUGAUAUGGGCACAAAUUACUUUAUAAUCUGACAAAGAAAACAUCGAAUAGAGGUUGUUAACUAUGAACAACUUUGAAAAACAAAUUGAGGUCAAUUAUAAAUGGCACUAAUGGUUUCACCCAGUAGGCAUGGGACUCCCAUUAGAGGACAAUCCCUCACACAGCUCAGCCACAUGUGGAGAUUCCUCAUUUUCUUCGAAAGGUGUGGUUCAACCACGAAAUGACAGACUGUGGUGAAGGAGAUGAAAGGCAGAGAAAGAGCAGGAGGGAUGGCUUUGAUGGGUUUGCAGAUCAACAUUCCCAUCACUGGAAAGCUCUACACUGCAGCUGACAGACAGACUGUUCAGUUCACAGGUUUUCUCUUGGUUUGCCUCCUUAGAGUGGAGCUGGUAAUUUUGUGGUACGAGCACCAAAUUAGUCCAAUUUAGGAUCCCCUCUUUCAGAAAAGUAUGUUAGCCAUGGAAAAAAUCCAAGAUUUAUAAAUACAUAAAACAGGACAUACAUGUAAUAGUAUUCUGUAGGCACCCCUCAACUGCAUUUCAGGCAUUAACAGCCCACAUUGUUGAGACAUUAGAUAUUUUUGUAACAAUUGUGUGCAUGGCUGCCAUCUUUACAAAUGGCCAUUUUGGAUUUUUCUUGAGGCCAACGCUCUUUUCUGAAACAGGAGAUCCUACAUCCAUGCAGAAUUUGGUGUUUUAACAACAAAAUGCACCAUUUUUCUGAAAUAGAAAUCUAAUUGGUUCCGCUGGUAAAAUGUUUCAGCACUAAUUUUUUGCCACGACAAAAACAACAAGAAAAGAUGCUUAAUUUUCUAUAAUGUUUGGGUUUAUUAGUAUUGUUCUUUUUUGUAGGCUUUCUUUCUUUGUGUUGACAAUACCUGUUAAAGUUAAAACCUUUCUAAUAACAUCCAGACUGAAUGUAUUUUUAAAAGGCUUUAUGAGAGCAGUCAUUCUUAAAAUCCAGAGAUAUUUUGGAAGAACAUUGGAUAUUUAAUAGUUUUACUUGAGACCUUAAUAUAAGUAAAAAACAAGAUCAGUAAAAGGAGAAUUGGCUUUUACUUGGCCUUUGAAAAAUGAGAAUUUGAAUGCCACAAGAUGCAUUGAAAGUAUUUUCACUUGACUGAAAAACCAGACAAAAGAAAACCACAUCAGAGGAAACCUGAAGUGGCGGCAUAUUCAGUCCAAAAAUUUCCAUUUUUACAGCUGGUAAAAGCAGUGCCACCAUAGAAUACUGAAACAGGCCAAGUGUACAAUAAAGAUGUGUUUAUUAAAAAAAGAUCUAAAGCUAUUUUGUGAUUUCAUUGACUUUGCAAGGAAGUAAUUUGUCUGAGAUGUUACUAUGUAAAACCAACAAUACCAGUGUAGCUUUAUUAUUUAUUAUUCUAAUAUAGAUUGAAGUAGCUUAAGGUGUAAAAUAAGCUCUCCCUGUGGUCACAUGUUUAUCAAUAACAUCAUUUUGUUGGGUCUAAAUUUGUGUAAAUAUCUCAUUUGUUUUUGGAUGCACCUUUCCUUUUUCCCACAUGGAAUCUUACUUUUUAUUUUUACAUUUUACAGAGUAACUUUGCUCAUCCCGUUGGAAUUUGAAAGUAAAAGGAGUUGGAUGUAAAAACAAAACUAAAUGUCUAUCUUAUUUUCCCUUUCUUUUAUACAAAGUAUUGGCUGAAAAAUGAACCAGAAGAGUAAACCAGAUUUGCCAUUAAAGCUGCAGAAAAACAUUGUGUUAGAAAUGGAAAUAUUCAAGCCAUGCAGAGGACAAAGUUUGGGUCAAAAAAACAAACCAAAUAAAACCUGAUCUUUAAUUUGUGUGGUCUGCUUUAAAGCGAGGUUGAAUAAUAACUGACUUGUGUAGAUAUUUCAUCCUACAUGCAACAGAGUAAACAGCAUAGCCUGUAAAAGAUGGUGUUUUAGGUCCUGGAGGACCUCAGUACCUGCUCCUCUGUCUGUCUGCGUGUGUUUCUGUUUAGUACAAAGUGAGUUUUUUGUGAGUUUCGCAUUCUGAGUGAGAGGACCUCAAAGCAUAGUUCAAACAGACAGCGCCACUAAAUCUGCCCAAUUGGGAUUACAGCAAUGGAUUGGAAAAACUUUUGAUGCUUCAGGAAAAAUAAACCACGACUUCUGGAAGCAGAGAGGAAAGAAAAUUAAUGUGAGCUGGACUAUUGGCUUCUUGGCUUUCCCCUCUUGGCUGCAGCCACAUGAAAGAACCCACAAGACGUGAGCUUCUUCUGCUGUUUAACAAGGAUGUGUAAAAGUCAGAGGGACACAUAUUUAACAGUGUGUGUGCUUGUGAAUAGGAUGGUUGAAUGCUGAAAUAUAUUCAGCUUUGACGUGUUCUCUCCAGUAAAGCAUUUCUUCCACUUCCUUCUGACUGAGCAUGGCUUAUGCUCUCCUUCCGUGUAGUAAGAAUAUUUGAGCAAUACUGAGUGAACAUCCCUUUUUUGACUGAUGUACUUUUAAAGAAUUUAAAAUGACAUUCUUGCUGCAACUCAGCUUACUGCAGUUGUAAUAAUGGAUGAUUAGUCUAAAGGGAAAGGCUAAGUGUACAAUGUUCUUAGCUGCAGAUUACAGGUACCAAAUACAUUUACAAAAACUUAUUUCAUAUCUUAAACUUCAUUGACUAUAAAGACCCACUCCAAUGAAAACCGUGUUUUUAACAUAUUCUUGUGGCAUUUCCUGAUGACGGAGGACUUAUAUUAGGAAAAUUAAGCUCAAAAUGAAAUUUCUGAGUAUUUAUUUAAAUCAGUGUGAAUUGCUGGACAGGCCACACGCUCCCUGCUCCACUCUAUUCUGAUGCAUCCGCAUACAGACAAUUAGAUCCAUACGUCUUUGUUUUCCUUGUCUGAGCUGGAAUCUGGCUCACAACUGUAUAGGGAUGCAUAGCUCCAAUGUUGCUCGCCAUUUUUGUUGCACCUGUAAUGUUAGGUUGGGGGUGUGGGGAGCUGUAAGCUAGCGGGAGACCGUGUAAAAGAUAACUCUCGACUAUGGGGGACAGGAAGGAAGUCUUGGUUUUCUCUGUGCCAACAGUCCUGCCCACACUUUAGAGGUGAAUUCCUGCCGCUCUGCAGAAAUUAUGUCCUUGAAAACGACACAGGUAUUCUUAUUUUGGCUAAACACUGAAUUAUCAUAAGUAAAUCCUUGGAAUGCUUUUAAAAUAGUUUAAAAGAUGAUCAGAGUGGGUCUUUAAAAAUGACUUAUUUAUGCAAUAUUUGACAAGAGACGUCAAAUCGUCUUCCAAUAACACAGUAAUUAAUAAUCCAGUGACCUGAAGCGUUGAAAAGGUCGUUCCUAAGUUACCUGAGCAGUGAUAAUGCUACGGUCACAAAUACAACUGCCACCGCGCAAUGGGAAGGCAUUGGCAGAAUCUUCAAGAUUCCACGAAAGCGCCUGAUUAUUUCUUUUUUUUUUAUUGUGGGCGUGGCCAUGAAUGUAAAUGGCUGUCAGGCGUCAGUCAGUCAGGCGGGGGAUGAUGGCAUUACAAAAUUGGGCGACACCCGGGCGAAAGCCGAGCGGCCACAGGGCGGUGGCAGCCAGAUUGUCGUCUGGCAGCAGCUCUGAAUGAACAAUGUGUAAAUGUCUGCGCCCAUUUCAAGUUCCACUGGCCGCCAGCCGGCCGGUAGCCCGGGUGUAUAUUAAAAGCGGGCCAUUCUGCCUGUCCCUGGACAGCCACCGCUCAACUUCAAAAUGUACCCCUGCAGCCAUUGACCGAUGUCAACAUUUAGAGAAAAUCGCCAUAAAAUUUGAACUUUUUCUUAUAACGUCCCUGGCCUUGGCACGCUGUGUACAAAUGCGACUGCUGCCUCCUGAUAACAAAUGCACCUGCGCGGCCACCUGUCAAAUUUGUUAAAAAAUGUGCAUUUAGGUCGCUACGCUGUGGCAUUUUGGGAUAUGUGACCAUAGCAUAAACAGGACACAACUCCAGCUCCUAUGCAUCAGCCACAGUACAGACUUUCACACUGGUAGUGCUUUUAAAACCUGCUGGUUGGUUAGCACCUAAAUGAAGUAAAAAAGCUGGUGUUUUGUCGUAUGUUACUAGCUGUAGGCUCCUCCCAUUUUGGUUCUGCAGACAGUGGUGUGAACACAGCUGUUCACCAGAAAACAGUGAUGAUCUGGGUAUCAGGUUCUGAGAAUCAGAAGUGUCUGCCAGAAAACAGAUACUGUGAUAAAAUGUGAAAAGAAUUCUUCUGUUGCACAACUCUCAGUUUUUACUAGUAACAGCGGUUUUUACAUGAAAAAAAAAAACUUUAAUUCCUUUGGGGAGCACUUCAUGUGUAAACUCAUGUAAAAAUGUGGGGAUUUGUUAAAGCAAACAUGUGGAAGGUGAGAUUUCUAAAAGAAAGCGUGUUUUUACAGUAUGUUGAAGUAUUCCUUCAUAAAAAUAUGAUGUUGUGCUGCUCUGUUAUUUUCUAUGACCUUGUGUUUUCCUCUCUGCUCUCCUCUUCCUUUAUGUCCAAUGUACCAAUGUUCUCCUGUGAUUUUCCCAAAUAUCCUCUCUAAAGUCCAAACAGCCUGUUGAUCUUUAAUUUUGUAAAUAUGUAUAAAGUUCUGCUUUAAAAGGAAAA
Messenger RNA from Oryzias latipes (Japanese medaka), 7944 nucleotides. It is a transcript of the gene sema3h, whose product is annotated as sema domain, immunoglobulin domain (Ig), short basic domain, secreted, (semaphorin) 3H. The record is from RefSeq and is a predicted model, not a curated record. Gene Ontology annotation, cellular component: plasma membrane; axon; glutamatergic synapse. NCBI's taxonomy places the organism in Eukaryota, Metazoa, Chordata, Actinopteri, Beloniformes, Adrianichthyidae. Gene Ontology annotation, biological process: motor neuron axon guidance; negative chemotaxis; positive regulation of cell migration. Gene Ontology annotation, molecular function: chemorepellent activity; semaphorin receptor binding; neuropilin binding.